Camelina sativa (false flax) is the source of this 1943-nucleotide messenger RNA. RefSeq names its product wax ester synthase/diacylglycerol acyltransferase 2. Gene Ontology annotation, molecular function: diacylglycerol O-acyltransferase activity. The record is from RefSeq and is a predicted model, not a curated record. Gene Ontology annotation, cellular component: plasma membrane. NCBI's taxonomy places the organism in Eukaryota, Viridiplantae, Streptophyta, Magnoliopsida, Brassicales, Brassicaceae. Gene Ontology annotation, biological process: triglyceride biosynthetic process.
UAAUACAAUAAAACCGGAAGCCAAAAUAAGAGAUAUGGCAAUAGAAAGGCAAGUGACGGAAGGAGAGGAGCCAGUAAGUCCAUUUGCGCGGUUGUUCAGCUUGCCGGGUCUCGAUGUCUUCAACGUUGUAACCAUUGGAUGCAAAACCGAAGGCAAUCCAUCAACCAUUGUUGAAGGCUUAAAAAACACAUUGAUUAACCAUCCACGCUUCUCUAGCAUACUGGUGAAUGGUCAUGGUGAGCACAAAGGCAAAGCUAAAUGGAUUCCAACAAAAGUAAAAGUAGAAGAACAUGUAGUUGUUCCGGAUAUAGAUCCCAACAUUGAGAAUCCUGAUGAAUUUCUAGAGGAUUAUACAUCAAGGAUGGCUCUUUCUCCAAUGGAUAUGUCCAAACCCUUAUGGGAGUUUCAUUUAUUGAAACUUAAAACAUCACAUGCCGAAUCUGUGGCCGUGGCUAGAUUCCAUCACUCUUUGGGCGAUGGGAUGUCUCUUAUGUCUCUAUUACUCGCAUGUACUCGGAAAACAUGUGAUCCCGAGGCGUUGCCUACUUUUGUGGCUCCAAAGAAAAGCAAAGCAAAGAACGUUUGUUUUGCUGUGGUUGCUUGGUUAUGGUUCAUAGUAAGAAUUAUGUUUCACACUUGUGUUGAAGUUAUCAAUUCUAUGGUUUUUAUUUGUUGUGCGAGGGACACCUCAGCUCAUAUAAUGGGUAAACCAGGAGCUACACUUCGCAAUAAUAAAUUUAUUCAUCAAAUCAUUAGUUUGGAUGAUGUCAAAAUGGUGAAGAACGCCAUGAAUAUGACGGUAAAUGAUGUUCUUUUUGGAAUGGUACAAGCUGGUCUUUCUCGAUAUUUGAAUCAAAGAUAUGAUCUUGAAGACAAACAACGUCUUCAUGGUGUUGUUUUUUUCAAUCUAAGGCCAAACAGAAAUAUUGAGGAUUUGGCAAAUAUGAUGGCAAAAGGUUCAAAGUGUAGAUGGGGGAACUCAAUAGGUUAUGUUUUGAUUCCCUUGGAGACGAAGUCAUACGAUGAUGUAUUUGAAUAUGUUCGACAAUCCAAAACCAUGAUGGAUCGUAAAAAACAUUCCCUCGAGCCUCUAUUUUCCCAUGGCUUACUCAAAUUGACAAUGGAAGUUUUUGGAUUUAAGGCACUCAAAACUCUUGUAACUAAGAUUUUUGGAAGCACAACGAUGGUAUUCUCUAAUGUGGUUGGUCCAACCGAAGAAAUUAGCUUUUUCGGCCAUCAGAUAUCUUAUAUUGCUGCAAGUACCUUUGGUAUUCCACAGGGACUCAUUAUCGGUAUUCAAAGCUACGUGGACAAACUCAUAAUCAACAUCGGAGUUGAUGUAGACGUGAUUCCAGACCCUCAUCACCUUUGUGAUCUCAUCAUCGAAGCUCUUUCAAUGAUGAAGUCUGCUGCUCCACAAAAGAUCUUUCAUGCUUCAGAGGUUUAAAACAAAACGGUCGGCGUGCGUAUCAUCUAGGUACAUUGUUACUAUUUUCAAUAUCUAUUCACGUCUAAUCCUGCGUUUAUCAUGAUCUUGUUGUAUGUCGGUGCACUUCUACAAUAAUUCUUCAUUCAUAAAUAAAUGUUUGCACGAACAUGUUGGGUCACUUCAUAUCUCCUUCAUCAUGAGGUCUGCAACGUGAGGAUGCUGGAACCUAUAAUUAUCAUGGACCCGCUAUUUAAUUUAAAAUUUUAAUGCACAGGCGGCGUAAAAACAAGCUUCAACCUUCAAGUCUCUUAACCCAAAAGUGAAGGCAUGGCCUAAUUACAAAAUAUAUUACAUAAAAUUUCAACAACAAAACACAAAAACCAUGUUACCAAAGACAGCAACAACAAAAAGUUAGGGUUUCAGAAAGCAAAAGUACGGAUCAACAAGCGGUGCCAAGCCUCUGGCCGAGAUAAACAAAAUGCCAUGUUAGAGACAUGAGCGUCAAAAUAUUUAA